AUGGCCUCGAUACGCUCCUGGUUGAGCAUCCGAACAGGCUCUCCUUUCUCAAUCGCCAAUAUCCCAUUCGGCAUCAUCUCGACGAAAGCUUCAGCGACUCCUCGCCCAGCCGUAGCCAUCGGAGACUGGGCACUGGACCUGGCUGAGUUCAGUGCUAACAAUGGCUUCUCCGGCUUAUCCACCAUCCAACCUCAUCAAGCUGUCUUCUCCGAGGCGACCUUGAAUGCAUUUGCAGCGCUUGGCCGGCCAGUGCAUGCUGCAGUCCGAAAGUACCUCCAGUCCGUCUUUCUCCUCGACACUCCUUUCCCGGAUGUCUUGAAGAACAACAAGUCCCUCCAAAACUCUGCGUUGCUUGCUUUGAAAGACGUUCAGAUGCAUGUGCCGUUUGAUAUUGGAGACUACACGGAUUUCUAUGCUGGAUUGAACCAUGCGUAUAACGUGGGAGUUCUCUUCAGAGGCCCAAGCAAUGCCCUACAACCGAACUACAAGCAUCUUCCCGUUGGCUACCAUGGACGUGCAUCAUCCAUCGUCGUCUCAGGCACCCCUAUCAGACGACCACGCGGUCAGAUUCUCGAGAACCCAGCUGCCGAGAAGAAGGUUCCCAUCUAUUCUGCCUGCCGAAAACUGGAUAUUGAACUCGAACUGGCUGCGUUCGUUUGCAAAUCAAACCCGCUCGGCGCACCGGUCCCGAUCGACGAAGCCGAGGACGCCAUCUUUGGAGUCGUGUUGAUGAACGACUGGUCUGCGCGAGAUAUCCAAGCAUGGGAAUACGUCCCGCUGGGUCCGUUCGGCGCAAAGAAUUUCGGCACAUCCAUUAGUCCCUGGGUCGUACUUGCGGAUGCAUUGAUGCCGUUCAUGGCCAAAGGGCUUGAGAACGAGAACGAGCUGCUGCCGUACUUGAAGCAAAGGAGCGAAAAGAAUAUGUACGAUAUCAACCUGAAGGUUGAGCUGGCCACAUCGGCGGGAAACACAACGACUCUUAGCGAGACAUCUUCGAGAAACCUGUUGUUCUCCUUCCCACAGAUGCUUGCGCACCAUUCCGUGACCGGAUGCAACAUGCAAGUUGGAGACCUGCUGGGGUCCGGAACGAUCAGUGGGCUGGAGGCACAUCAGCGUGGCUCGAUGCUCGAGCAAAACGAGAAUGGAAAGACGGCGAUCAAGCUUUCUGGUGGUGAGGAGCGAAAGUUCCUGGAGGAUGGAGACACAGUGGUUAUAUCAGGUGCUUGUGGGUCGGAUCCUAAUGCUCUGGUAGGGUUCGGGGAGUGUAGUGGCACUAUUUUGCCUGCGUUAAAGUCGUGA
Eremomyces bilateralis CBS 781.70 is the source of this 1299-nucleotide messenger RNA. Its product is annotated as Fumarylacetoacetase. Gene Ontology annotation, biological process: homogentisate catabolic process; L-phenylalanine catabolic process; L-tyrosine catabolic process. Gene Ontology annotation, molecular function: fumarylacetoacetase activity. The record is from RefSeq and is a predicted model, not a curated record. Lineage: Eukaryota; Fungi; Ascomycota; Dothideomycetes; Eremomycetales; Eremomycetaceae. The transcript has 2 exons. Bases 1 to 1299 code for a protein of 432 amino acids.